GGCGCCUGCCCGCGGAUGAGCCACAGGACUUCCUCCACCUUCAGAGCGGAGAGAAGUUUCCAUUCCUCCUCCUCCUCCUCUUCUUCCUCCUCGUCCUCCGCCUCCCGAGCCCUCCCGACCCAGGACCCACCCAUGGAGAAGUCCUUGAGCAUGUUUUCAGAGGAUUUUGGCAGCUUCAUGCGGCCCCACUCAGAGCCUCUGACCUUCCCAGCCCGCCCUGCAGGGCCUGGCAAUAUCAAGACCCUGGGAGACGCCUAUGAGUUUGUGGUGGAUGUGAGAGACUUCUCACCUGAAGACAUCAUCGUUACCACCUCCAACAACCAAAUAGAGGUGCGGGCUGAGAAGCUGGCAGCUGAUGGCACAGUCAUGAACACCUUUGCUCACAAGUGCCAGCUGCCAGAGGAUGUGGACCCAACAUCAGUGACCUCGGCUCUGCGGGAAGACGGCAGUCUCACCAUCCGGGCGCGACGUCACCCACACACAGAGCAUGUCCAGCAGACCUUCAGGACAGAGAUCAAAAUCUGA
This is a messenger RNA of Otolemur garnettii (small-eared galago), 525 nucleotides long. RefSeq names its product heat shock protein family B (small) member 7 (gene HSPB7). Gene Ontology annotation, biological process: heart development. The record is from RefSeq and is a predicted model, not a curated record. The transcript is spliced from 3 exons. Gene Ontology annotation, cellular component: nucleus; cytoplasm. Bases 16 to 525 code for a protein of 169 amino acids. NCBI's taxonomy places the organism in Eukaryota, Metazoa, Chordata, Mammalia, Primates, Galagidae.